Molecule: messenger RNA, 4725 nt
Organism: Schistosoma rodhaini
Lineage: Eukaryota; Metazoa; Platyhelminthes; Trematoda; Strigeidida; Schistosomatidae
Source: the annotation of a GenBank genome assembly
AUUGAGGUCGUGGGGCUAUUUGAGUAUUCCCAGAGUAUGGGGGUUACUAGUGUCGAUCCUUUGUUUAUCAGUCAAAAAUAUCUUGUAAUUUUAUGAAGAUUGCGCAUAAACAUGGGAGGAACAUCCACCAAAAUAGCGUUUGAAGUGUGUGUGGUAACAGGAGACUACAGUGGCGAUGAAUUGGGUCCCGGAGUUAACAUGGUCAUGUUUGAUCACUGUGGUAAUCAGUCACCAACAAUUACUUUGGACAAUAUAUUUCAAAAUGAUGUCGACUAUACACAAGCGAAAUUCACCAUUGAUUUACAGGCCUGGAGUCGACUUAAAGUGUUUAAACGACUGCACCAUAUCGAAUUUUGGUGUACUACUCAGUCUUAUCCACUACCUGCUUGGUUUUUAGACAGAGUAAUUAUUAGAGAUAGAAGAUUUGGGAUGACUGCUGAAUGGAAAUAUUUUUUCUUUCCUGUACAUCAGUGGAUUAGCCAAGAUCAUCAAUAUGUUGUUCAUGACUGUGAGGCCUGGAUUCCUCAACUGGAACCGUUUCCUGAGUUAAGGGAAGAGGAAGUUAGUAGACGUAUGCAAUUUUUUACUUUAUUUCAACGUUCAAAGGGUUUACCAGUCGAAUUACAAGAAAUCCCACCUUCGGAGUUGUUCUCAUCAGACUCUCGAUGGGAUAUCGAGCCUUUAGUUCUGGAAGUUAUUGAGCGUACUGGUCUGGCUGAAGAGUACAUAAGUGAAGAGUCUUGGGAUUCUCUCGAUACAUUGGGAAACUUUUAUAAGAAAUAUAAUAUUACUGAACCUGUGAGUUUACAAUUUUGGAUGAUGAAUGAUAUUUGCUUCGGUGCACAACGUAUUCGGGGAUGUAAUCCAUUUACUAUUCAAAUCUGUCGUACAUUACCGAAAAGUUUUGAAAUGGUAGCAAAUUCACUGAAACCUUAUUUAGAAGGUUGGACACUGCGUCAAAUGGUAUCAGCUAAUCGGUUGUACUUACUUGAUUUUCAUAUAAUGCAAGGACUUAGUUGUAAACGUGGUCGAGAAUUGUGUGCACCAUUAGCUAUCUUUUUUUAUACUGAAAAGAGACAAUUAAAGCCAAUUGCAAUUCAAUUGAAUCGUAAUUCAAAUGACGCAAGUGGGAUCGUUCUUCCAACUGACCCAACUUCAAUAUGGUUACAAGCAAAAUUAUGGGUUAAUCUAGCUGAUGCCUGUCAUCAUAUGAUUGUUGGCCGAUUAUUAACCCAUUUAAUAUUGGAAUCAAUCUAUGUGUCAUUACGACGUAAUGUAUCACAAUCACAUCCAAUAUAUCAUUUAGUUGCACCACAUUUCCGCAGUAUCCUACCUGUAACAAAGAAAUUAAAAGAGUGGACAUUUGAAAAUGGAUGGAUAUCUCGUAAUAUUCAAUUGUCACGUAAAGGAAUUAAACAGUUAUUAAGACGAGCUUUUAAAAAAUGGCGUUUUGAUGUAAAUGCAAAUAUUUAUCGUGAACUAGAGUCCAGAGGAGUAUUUGAUCCAAAUAGUUUAGGUAAUUAUCCAUAUCGUGAAGAUGCUAUGCUAAUAUAUCAUGCAUUGGAACAGUUUACCUCAAACUACGUCCGUCUAUUUUACCCUGGUGGGACUGAACAGAUCAUACAUGAUAAUGAACUACAGUCUUGGAGACAUGAAAUUGCUAGUCCAAUGGAAGAAGGUGGUUUAGGACUAGUUGGUGUUCCUGGUAGUACGAUAAAACUUCGUACGAAUUCUGGACUACAAAAUUAUCUACAUGAUAAUGUUACAGAAGAAAUAUUUGGUUUAAAUACGGUUGAAGAAGUGGUCAAAUUUCUAAUGGGAAUUCUUUAUCUUAGUAUUAUUGUUACUGGUUCAGCGCUUCGAUUGCCAAUGUUUGAUGAGUAUGGCUUUCCAGCACAAUAUCCGUUAAGUCUAUUUGGUUCUCCUCCAUUAGAUAGAAAUACAUUUUGUAAGUUAUUCCGUACAAAUUGUUUAUCCGUAGAAAAUGACAGGAUAAUUAUAAGAUGGUGUAAGUGUUGUCGAGUUUUUUUAGUUGAAUGUGGUCGAUGAUUAAAGUUGUUUUCAGAUUAAACAAAACACUCAGUCAAAUAAAUUGCCUUUUUAAUAAUUAGAUUAUUUCUUCAUAGUCAAAAGUCAAGUACUCUCUUCGGAUAUUUCUACAUUUCAACAAAAUGUAAAGUUUUGAGAAAAGGAUAAUUCUUUCUGUAAUCAGUAGUAUUCAUUGUAAUUAGUGCGUUGUAAUUGUACCUAUUUACUUGGGGAUUUAAAAAAUGCAGAUUUUUUUUUACCGUAAGACAACUUAACGUCUACGAAGUUUUAUGUGUGAAGCACUGAAAGACUCUGCAUUCGAACAUAAUAACUAUUUAGUGUAUCAAUAUUUUUGGAAUUAAUCAAGUAACUGAUGUCAUUAUUUUUAGCUCAAAGAUUAUUUUUUCACUAUUUAUCUUUUUGUGGAGGAAUCCAGAUGAUAACAAUCAUUGGCUAUCUGUAUCAAUACCCUCGUAAAUUGGAAGGGUUUCUGCUUGAAACGUAUUUAUGUAGUCGUUAAGAUGUCAACAACUUGGUUCUCGCUACUUUUUUAUUGGGUAUAUCCUCAACCUCUGACGAACUCUUGUUUCUUAAAAGACUUGAAUUUCGUCUAUUCAUUAUUAACAUCAUAUAGAUCAGUGAUUUAAUGCAGAUUCUGUAAAUGGUUGUAGUGGAAAUGUAUUAAAUCAGUCAUCUGAAUAUAUAAGAUGUUUAAGAAUUUUAAAGUUGGUUUCAUUUGCUUUGCGCUUAUUUAUUUUCCUUGAAUUUUUUUUCAUGUAGCCGAUGGUACUUUGAAUGGUGCACAUGGCAGUGUGUUUAGCUUUUCAAAUGUACAAGGUCUUGAUCGUGUAUUGGCUUCAUUGCCUAAUCGUCAAAUGACAGUAGAAACUGUACUCUACACUAGAUUGGCUAGUCGCGUUCAACAAUCUGUUUUAGGUCAGUAUGAAUCGGAUUUCAUAUUUAAAAAGAAAGCAGUUGUUCUAUUAGAUCAAUUUCGUCAUGAUUUGGAAGAUGUCGCUAGACAGGUCGAUAUAAAUAACGGUGCUCGUGAUAUGCAUCAUCAGUAUCGAGCUUUAGAUCCUUCACUAAUGCCUAAUUAUCCAGGGAUUUGAUUGAUGAUCAACAAUACAUAUAUAGUUAUUUUUAAAUGUGUAUAAAAUAAUCAAGACAUUUUUGUCAAGUGUUAAAUAAAUCAACGCAAAUGAAAUACAUAUCAUUGAUCCCCUCUAUUGUUGUGUAUUCUUUAUUGCGAUUCAUGCUAAAUUCUUAUUUACAGUUACUGCGUUCAUAAACUGCAGUCACUUCAUUAUGAUUUACUCUUAAAGUUGUCUUCCAAUAAUUUUUCUGCUUAAUUUAUCUAAUAAUUUCACUUUUUUUGAUACUCUUUUAUUUGAUUUAAUUUGUAUCUAUUUAUUACUGUAUCAAUAUAUACCUAGUCGAGUUUUAUUCAUCAUUAAAACUAUCUCUUAUUAUGAUGUAGCAUAGAAUGGCUGUAAUUAACAUCGAAAAAAUAUUUUUAGUAUGUGUAAUCAAACCGAUUUACACAGAAUUCAUAUCAGCAAACUACUUAAUGUUCUUUCUCAAAAAGGCACUAAUUUUAUCAUUUAUAUCUUUAUUCUAAUGUUGCUUAUACAUAAGUCUAUGUAAACUAAGCUGCACCUUGUUUGUCUUAUUUAAUUACAUAACAUCAAUAGCAUUUUAUUUUAGUAUUUAUUAUUAUCAAACACGGCUGUUGUCAACUUUUCUUACUUUACUAUUUUCUUAUUUUUUAUUAUAAUUGAAUAUCAUGAACUUAGUCAUUUUCUCACACUCUGUUCUCUCUGUUUUCGGUUUCGUGGUCCCUUUUUUUUACGGCGACUAGUUUAUAUUAUUACUUAUGUUUUUUAAUUGGUACUAUCCGAUACCAGUAGUUUUGACUGUUUUAGUUUUUUUCGGCAUUACCAGUAAAAAGAAUAAUAAUAAUAAUGGCGGAUUGUUUUUUUAUAAAAGUGAUUUUGUAAACGCACUUUAGUAAUUUUUCAUUAAUAAUUAUAAUAUAGAAAUUAUUUGCACUUAUUCCUUCACCUUCUUGAUUACUAUCCUUAUUGUUGCUUAUUGAAUGUUUGUUACUUUGGUCGGCUGAGUGUUUAUGAUAAAUACUAAAUGAUUUAAAGGAAAGUUGAUUCAUUACAGUCAAUGCAGUUGUAUUUUGUUCAUUGUUUAUUAUGUUGAGUGAUGAUUAGAUUUUAACUUUAUAUAUGUUUCAGUUUAUUUCAUAUUUUAUCGGACAUUGAUAAUUAUCCAAUUAACUAGUGAAUAGGAUCUUUCUAUUCCUUCUGUGGUGUAUGUCUGUCGACAUAAGUAGUAUGUGGUACUAAUUGGAAUUGGAAAACCGAGGAGCAGAAGGCUAUGAAGUUCGACUUGAAGAAAACAGAAACGGAAAUAGGAAAUAAUUGUGACUUGGAAGAAUUAUAAUGAAUUUGAAAGACAAAUGAUGGAAGUUUGCAAAUGAAGUAUUCAAUAUAUGGUUCUGAUAUUUUACCAAGAGAUUCUGUAAUUUUAUAUUUAAAUAAAUUGGUUGUCCCCUUCUGUGUUCUCGUUCAGUACACUCCUAAUUUGGACUUUAUAGAUUAGUAAGAGUAUUUAUUGUUUUUAAUUCAUGAAAAUGUUUAAAUUACCUACUACUGUGGUGUUGUCUACUUAUAUCUAUAUAAGUAG